AUGCUUUUCCUCAAGGCCCUCGGACUUCUCCCUUUCGUAGCCAUGGCUUUGGCCGGCCCUUCCAAGUUUGCCGACACCUGUCAAGAUAUUGAUGGCGAUGGUACAACUCUGCGAGCACAGUGCCAGGAGAGGGAGAAUGGUCAGCUGAAUCCAAGCACACUUGACCUGAACCGGUGUAUCAAGAACAACAAGGGCAAGCUGAAGUGCGGAAAGAAUGGCAAUUACUCCGGCUCUUGCAUCAACUGCACCCUUCGUGGAACCGCCGAGUUUUCUUGUCAGUGCCGUAACUCAGAGGAUGAUCAUAAAUAUGUCGCUACUACUCUUGACCUCAACAAAUGCAUCAGCAACGACCACGGCGAGCUUCGUUGCUAG
Molecule: messenger RNA, 372 nt
Organism: Penicillium hordei
Lineage: Eukaryota; Fungi; Ascomycota; Eurotiomycetes; Eurotiales; Aspergillaceae
Product: CVNH domain-containing protein
Exons: 4
Coding region: 1-372 (123 amino acids)
Source: RefSeq, a predicted model, not a curated record